AUAAAAGCCGAAAGUGACACACGUGUUUGAGUUUAUUAUGAUCAAGAGUCAAGACUUUAUGUGACUAAAUCUUAUUUUAUUGAAGCUCUUAGUUCUUCUCUUCAAUUUUAAAGACUUUAAAUGUUACCUAUAGUAUUACAUACACUGAUUUUGUUAACUUCUUAGGCGUUAUAAUAUAUUUAGCAUUCCAUUAAACAGGACGUAAUAAUAACUUGUGCCAAAAAAUAGAGAAUUAAAAAGCCUACAAUUUUUUGAUAAGCAUGCGUUACGCUCAAUUAGUUGUGGGUCCAGCGGGCAGUGGAAAGUCCACAUACUGCUCGACCAUAGUCAAACAUGCUGCAGAUACAAAACGGAUUAUUGAAGUUGUGAACCUCGAUCCGGCAGCCGAGCAUUUUGACUACGAGCCUCUAGUUGAUAUCAGGGAACUGAUACAUCUUGAAGAUGCCAUGGAAGAUGAGGAAUUGAAAUUUGGUCCUAACGGGGGACUUGUAUUCUGCUUGGAAACACUUUUGGAAAAUCUGGACUGGCUAGAGGAGCAGCUGGGUGAUGUGGAUGAGGAUUAUUUGCUGUUUGACUGUCCCGGACAGAUAGAACUGUACACACAUCUGACGGUAAUGAGGAAAUUGGUCGAUACACUUCAGAAAUGGAACUUCCGGAUAUGUGUGGUCUUCAUGAUUGACUCACAGUUCAUGGUCGACGGUGCAAAGUUUUUGUCAGGUACCAUGGCCGCCCUCAGCGUUAUGGUAAAUUUAGAAUUACCUCAUGUGAAUAUUUUAACAAAAAUGGAUCUGCUGAGCAAAUCUGCAAGGAAACAACUUGACAAUUAUUUAGACCCGGACCCUCACAUUUUGCUGGCGGAUAUGAGAAACGCUAAGUCAAAAUGGCACGAGAAAUAUGCAAAACUGACAGAAUCUAUUGGUGAGGUCAUUGAAAACUUCAGUCUAGUGAGGUUCUACCCUCUCAAUAUUAAGAACGACGAGAGCAUAGACGACAUUCUCUUGACCAUAGACAACAUUAUACAGUACGGUGAGGAUGCUGAUGUCAAAAUAAGAGACUUUGAUGAAGCAGAUCCUGACGAAGUCGACUGAAAGAGAUUAAAAUAUAAGUUGUAUUGUUCAGUAGAAUAUUAUUAUGGUCUAAUGUUCAGCAUUGUGUAAACUAAGAGCGAUAAGAAAAUAAUAUACCACAUUGUCUUUCUAUUAGAAGAAAUGUAGAAUAAAUGCGACUCUUGCUCUGAAACCAUUAUAUACCUUAAAAAAAAAUUUUUUUUUUA
Messenger RNA from Danaus plexippus (monarch butterfly), 1273 nucleotides. RefSeq names its product GPN-loop GTPase 3. The record is from RefSeq and is a predicted model, not a curated record. The coding region runs from base 261 to 1088 and encodes 275 amino acids. Gene Ontology annotation, molecular function: GTPase activity. Lineage: Eukaryota; Metazoa; Arthropoda; Insecta; Lepidoptera; Nymphalidae. The transcript is spliced from 5 exons.